CCCGCCCGCCUCGCACGCUCUCGGAAGCGCAAGCUCGCGGCGCUGCUCUGGGGGGCUCCCCGGCACCCCAGAGCCUCUCGUCCCCAGCCCGCAGCACCUCCGGGCCCCCCCUACCCUCGAGAGGCACCGGGAGUUGUCGCAGGGGGGCCUCGGGAAAUUCCCUGGACCCCUGUGCCAGGAGGUGCCCGGUGCGCCCGCCCGCCCCCCCACCCCGAGGGCGGUGCCCGGGGGCGCUGCCCCAUGGAGCGGGGAGGCGGGCGCCGUCUGCUCCCGGAGCCGUGACCCGAGUCGGAGCUGUGUGUCGCAGCCGCCCCGACCCCCGCGGAACAUGCGCCGUCGCCCCUGGCUCACCGGUCCCGCCGGGCUGUGAGCCCCCCACUCCUGGCCCGUGACGGCCCGCGCGCCAUGGGCAGCACCCACCCUUGCCCCCGGCUGCGGCUCCGACCUCGGCCCCAGCCUCGGCCCGCGCUCUGCGCGCUCCUGUUCUUCCUACUGCUGCUGGCUGCCGCCGUGCCCAGGUCUGCACCCAACGACAUUCUGGGCCUCCGCCUACCCCCGGAGCCUGUGCUCAAUGCCAACACAGUGUGCCUAACGUUGCCGGGCCUGAGCAGGAGGCAGAUGGAAGUGUGUGUGCGCCACCCAGACGUGGCUGCCUCAGCCAUCCAGGGCAUCCAGAUCGCCAUCCAUGAGUGCCAGCACCAGUUCCGGGACCAGCGCUGGAACUGCUCCAGUCUGGAGACUCGCAACAAGAUCCCCUACGAGAGUCCCAUCUUCAGCAGAGGUUUUCGCGAGAGCGCCUUCGCCUAUGCCAUCGCGGCAGCUGGGGUUGUGCACGCCGUGUCCAAUGCCUGUGCCCUGGGCAAACUGAAGGCCUGCGGCUGCGAUGCCUCCCGGCGCGGGGACGAGGAGGCCUUCCGUCGGAAGUUGCACCGCCUGCAGCUGGACGCGCUGCAGCGUGGUAAGGGCUUGAGCCACGGGGUCCCAGAACACCCGGCCCUGCCCCCUGCCAGCCCCGGCCUGCAGGACUCCUGGGAGUGGGGCGGCUGUAGCCCCGACGUGGGCUUUGGGGAGCGCUUCUCUAAGGACUUUCUGGACUCCCGGGAGCCUCACAGAGACAUCCACGCACGCAUGAGACUCCACAACAACCGAGUUGGGAGACAGGCGGUGAUGGAGAACAUGCGGCGGAAGUGCAAGUGCCACGGCACGUCGGGCAGCUGCCAGCUCAAGACGUGCUGGCAGGUGACGCCGGAGUUCCGCGCGGUGGGGGCGCUGCUGCGCAGCCGCUUCCACCGCGCCACGCUCAUCCGGCCGCACAACCGCAACGGCGGCCAGCUGGAGCCCGGCCCCGCGGGGGCCCCCUCGCCGGCCCCCGGCGCCCCCGGCCCGCGGCGCCGCGCCAGCCCCGCCGACCUGGUCUACUUCGAGAAGUCGCCCGACUUCUGCGAGCGCGAGCCGCGCCUGGACUCGGCGGGCACCGUGGGCCGCCUGUGCAACAAGAGCAGCGCGGGCCCCGACGGCUGCGGCAGCAUGUGCUGCGGCCGCGGCCACAACAUCCUGCGCCAGACGCGCAGCGAGCGCUGCCACUGCCGCUUCCACUGGUGCUGCUUCGUGGUGUGCGAGGAGUGCCGCAUCACCGAGUGGGUCAGCGUGUGCAAGUGAGGCCUUGCCCUCUGGGCCCGGCAGCGUCGCCUAGGCUCCUGGGAGAGGAGUUUGGACUAGCUGAUCGCACAGGAGCCUCCCGGCUCUGAGGGUCAGAUCCGCAAUCAGGGGACUGUCCAGUCGUGCCUGGACCCAGCCCCUCACUUCUGUGGGCUCCAGGACAGAUUUGCCUCCCCGCUCCUUGCCCCAGGCGCAGACAGCUCAGUUGGGCUGGGGAUUGCCCCCUACCGGAGGGCGGGUAAGGACAUGAGUGUCAGCCAGGCAGCCUCUGGGCCUGUCUCCUUUCCUGCCUUCACCGCUUCCCGCGGAGAGAGAGAGUGCGUGGAAGCCUGGAAGCCGAUGGGCAGGGGGAGGAUGAUUAGAAAAGAAGAAACGGACAUAAUUGAGCUGAAGUGGCUCUGUAGAGGCCUCAGUUGCACGCCCCACCCAAGGGCCUGUGCCCCUCCUCAUUCAUUUAACAAAUAUUUAUUUUGCACUCCUUCUGGCCUGGCACCCUGCCGGGGACGAUGGGUGCUGGGGAUACAGAUGUGAAUAAGAGAGACACAGCACCUGCCCUCUUGGAGUUUACAUUCUGCUUGGGGGAGAUGGAUAAUAAACAAAUAAAUACACAAACAAGU
Nyctereutes procyonoides (raccoon dog) is the source of this 2276-nucleotide messenger RNA. RefSeq names its product Wnt family member 10A (gene WNT10A). The record is from RefSeq and is a predicted model, not a curated record. Gene Ontology annotation, biological process: cell fate commitment; multicellular organism development; canonical Wnt signaling pathway. Lineage: Eukaryota; Metazoa; Chordata; Mammalia; Carnivora; Canidae. Gene Ontology annotation, cellular component: extracellular region. Bases 406 to 1659 code for a protein of 417 amino acids. The transcript has 4 exons. Gene Ontology annotation, molecular function: cytokine activity; frizzled binding.